Molecule: messenger RNA, 2987 nt
Organism: Panicum hallii
Lineage: Eukaryota; Viridiplantae; Streptophyta; Magnoliopsida; Poales; Poaceae
Product: PHD finger protein At3g20280-like
Exons: 5
Coding region: 259-2595 (778 amino acids)
Source: RefSeq, a predicted model, not a curated record
UCUCCCCGUGCUCUGCUGCGUUCUACUCCCACCUGCGACUAAUCCCCCUCUCCCCUUCGUCUCGUCUCCCCCCGCCCUCCGCUUCGCGCAUCUCACCGCCAUCCUUUACCUUCCCGCGUCUAAUUGAGCGCCAAAGCGGGGGGACAUUUGAAUUCCCCGCAGCUUCCGCUUCCUGCGCGGCCUCGUACCGUCCGGAGGCGCCGCCGGCCGGGCCCGGCCCUAUCCCCUCCCCCCUAGGGUUUCGCGUCCACCUCGGGGAUGGGGGACGCCCCCACCGCCGCGGCGGCGGCGCCAGCAGCGUCGCUCGCGGGGAAGCGGCGGCGCGGUGAUGACGUCGCAGGCCUGAGGCGGGUGGCGGAGAUCGUGAUGGUGCUGGCCGCGGCCGGGGAGAUGCGGGGCGGGAGGGAGCCCACGGCGGCGGAGCGGGCGCUCGCGGCCGAGGCGCGGGAGAGGCUGGCUGCCGCCGUUGCCGAGGGGUCAGUGCGGCCCAAGGAUCUGUUCCCGGGGGAGGCGGUGCGCGCGGUCGUCGAGGAUCUCGGGCUCAACCGCGCCAAGGACCCCGCCGCCAUGGGGUUCCGCCCGCCGAAGGCAUCCAUCGCCGAUAGGCUCAUACUUACUAAGCGCAAGAUGGAAGAAGUCAAGGAAGCUCCAGUCCAACCAACAGUUAGCACACCUCAAACGGUCGUCAGUGGAAUGUCUGAUUUCCAUAGUUUUAAUGGGGCUUCCAAGUUUGGUGUUGGAGUUCCUAGGAACCCACAAGUUGCAGCUGUAGCUGCUACUGCCCCAUUAACCUCGACAUCCCCUGUUAUCUUGAAGCCACCAGGAUCAUCUCCUGUCAAACCAGUUGCCAACUCCUCAGGUGUUGCCCUACCCCAUAUUGGUCCGUCACACCUUAAAUUGGACAAAGAUGUUAAUGGUCCGCUGAAUUUAGCACGCAGUGGAGCCACUGUUGUCCACCCAAACAAGUCUAGUACUCUAGAUACAUCUGCUAGGCCCAAUGUAAAUGCUGUACAGAGUUCCAAUCAGUUGUUGAAAAACCAGGACACAAAGCCAGUGGCAGUUCAAGCUGCAACAGGUAAUACUGUUGUGGGGCAUCGUGCUACACAAGGCGUGGCAUUUGUUCCCCCAAAACCUACUUUUGUCAACCACAAUGAGAUUGCAAAGUCUGUUCAACAAUUUCUGCACCAACCUACGAACCAUCCUAGUUGGACUCCACCGUCAACUGAGUACAUGCAUUCUCGCUUGGGCUGUCAAAUAUGCAAAGUUGCUAUCACUGAUACAGACAGUUUACUUGUUUGUGAUGCCUGUGAGAGGGGAGUACACUUGAAAUGCCUUCAGCAGUAUGGUAAUAAGGGUGUUCCUAAAGCUGAGUGGCAUUGUUCAGCAUGCCUGACACAGAGUAAAGGCAAACCCCUGCCACCAAAGUAUGGCAAGGUUACAAGAACUGUUGUUGCAUCAAAGGUUGCACCACCUGGUGGUGGAGCACAAGCUUCUUUGCAGGGAUCAGCAGGAAACAUGGCCGCAAAGGAGAAUCACCAAAAGUUGGCUGCAAAUGGAAAUCUUAUGAAGCCAAUCUCCACACAAGGUGUCAGCACUAUACAUAAUAUAAAUGUAUUGGCACUAGGUGCCAUGGCGGCUGGUUCACAAUCACAAUUAGCUUCUACCUUGAGACCUCCAAUAGUAAAUACUGUUAAAGCUGAACCUUCCUCUAAUGGAAAGGAAGGAAUUGGGCAGCAGGGCAGUAGUACGACACACCCUGAUGUGAAAUCCCCUCUUAACAAAAGGUUGAGAAGUGGUUCCUCUUUGAACUCUGUGGGUUCAGGAAAUGAUACCAUGAAUAGUGAGCAAACCGCAGAAAUGUCUGGUGCUGAAGCAAAGAUCAAGUCCGAAGCAAACUUUGAGCCCCCUGUGAGCAGGGAUGAGGAAUUGGUUGAUAGUAGUGGAACAUCUGUUGAACAAACUAAGAUUGUUGCUACUGGAGAAAAGCCCAGGGCACAAGCAACCUUCGAGACUGACAAAUUGAAAGAUGAGGAGAUGACCACCAACACUGGAACAUCAACAGAUCAAGGAAGAAACUUCGCUACUGAAGAAAAACUCCCCAGUGAAGCAACUUCUGAGGCACUCACAAUCAAUGAUGUGAAAAUGACUAUCAAUACUGGAAUACCAGUACAGCAAAGCAACAUUGUUACUAUUGAAGAAAAGUUCCAGAUUGAUGCAGCCUCUGAUCCACAUAGGAUCCAAGAUAUGGAAAUGAGUACCAGCAAUGGACCACCAGCAGAUCAAAGCAGCAAUAUUGUUUCUGAAGAAAUGCCCCAGUCAGAAAAAACCUCUUCAAUUGGUGAUACAGAUGUCACUGCUAAUGCUGUAAUACCAACAGAUCAAACACAGCAUUCGAAUGGGUCAACUGAAAAUGCAGUAAAACAACCUCCCAAUGGAGAACCAUAUAAAGACAAAUUAGGUUGUAAUAUAGUCUCAGAUUGUGUUUCUACCCAAAAAAUAGCUUCAAAUGGCAUCUUAUACCCUAAGGAUGAAACUUCAUGUGUUAGUGAAAAUGAAGCUGUGGGUUGCAACACAGAAUCAAAAGAAGCAAACUAGAUCCAUUAGCAGGUUGCGUCCAAUUUUCCUUUUCAGAUGGAACUAUGCUGAAUCUACCAUUAAUUUUACCAGCGUCAUGAUCAACUGUGUUCUCUGCAUUCUCUUGGAUGACAUUAUACAUUUAGCCACCGCCAACCAUUUUUCCAGGAGGUAUCUACUACCUCCUGGUGUAGCUAUAGAAGCCUAGAACACAGGAAACGUGACCCCCCCCCCCCCCCCCCAACCAUGAUGUUGUACUUUAUGUAGAUUGAUAAUCUUGAGUUCCUAACUAUUUAAUUCCAUUUUCCCAUUUGUUUGUUCCGUGCUUAUCUGUAGUCUUGUAAUUAGAUAGUAGGGUUUAGCUGAGUGAGGACUGGAUUAUCAUGUCACAAUAAUGAUACUUUUCUUCGCCA